Messenger RNA from Spodoptera frugiperda (fall armyworm), 4606 nucleotides. RefSeq names its product seipin (gene Seipin). The record is from RefSeq and is a predicted model, not a curated record. Gene Ontology annotation, cellular component: endoplasmic reticulum membrane. The coding region runs from base 292 to 1302 and encodes 336 amino acids. NCBI's taxonomy places the organism in Eukaryota, Metazoa, Arthropoda, Insecta, Lepidoptera, Noctuidae. Gene Ontology annotation, biological process: lipid droplet organization; lipid storage. The transcript has 8 exons.
AGUGUCAAAAAUUCAAAUAGGAAAUUUUGAAUCUGUCAAUUGAACUCAAUGUUAUCUGCGCAUUAUCAACAAUAACAAAAAUAAUUAUCAAUAUUUUAUAAACGGACUGACCUCCGUCGCUAUCAAAUUAAUCUCCAAGCAUCCGUGGUGCACUGCGUCAUCUAUCACGCUUCUAUCAACGAAGCGGACUUAACCCUUGUACUAGAGAUAUGCAUUAUCAUUACUACACAUUUAUCUACCCACGAUUAAACACAGAUCAGUUUCCUUGACUUAAAUAAAUUAAAAAAAAAAAUGUUCGAAAAAAGUGUGUUGCGUUUUUUAAAUCCUUUUACGGUGGCGCGGGAAUAUUUUCGAAAGCCCGUCGAAGCGUUUUUAGUGAACCAAUAUUUGGGAUAUAAGAAAAAGACUGAUGAAAGUAUAACAAGUGUUAAAGAGUUGAUGUACAGGGUCGCUAUAGUGACGUUAUUUAUAACUGUUAUACUGUGGUUAUCAAUUUUUAUGUAUGUCGGCUUCUACAAUAUUUAUAUGCCCAAUGUUACUCAUGUGCGGCCUGUGCAUUUUCAGUUCAAACCAUGUGAAGAUAAAGCGGGAAUAUGUUCGUAUCCGUAUGCCUACGUACAGCUGACGAAGGCCAGCAACAUCCUGAUGCAGAAGCAGCCGUACAGGAUCAAACUCGUGCUAGAGAUGCCAGAGUCUGAAGUCAACAAGGACUUAGGUAUGUUCAUGGUUUGCGUUCAAAUGCGCGCCAAGGGUGGAUACUUGGUCUCCUCAUCAUGCCGGUCAGCAAUGAUCAGAUAUAGAUCACUCCUGCAUCGCAUAAUGAGGACGUUUGUGUUCUCGCCGCUGUACCUCGGCGGCGUGGACGAGGAGAAACAACAGCUCAAGGUGGAACUCUUCAGCGACUUCGAAGAUGAUCCGGAGAAGCCGGCGACGGACGCGUACGUGGAGCUGCAGUCUCGGUUCGCGCAGGUGUACUCGAGCGAGCUGCACGUGCAGGCGCACUUCACGGGCCUGCGGUACCUCAUGUUCAACUGGCCCAAGAUAUCUGCUGUGUUCGGUAUCUGCACCAAUCUGUUCUUCGUGUCGCUUAUAUUUAUACUGAGCUGGUACCAUCUGCAAGACGGAUUGCCCGAUUUUAUCAAAAGUAAAUUCCGUUCGGAGAUAAAGACUGAGCAAGAGGACAAGGAAUUAUUCGGGAAAGUGAAGCUGGAGCGGGAAGAUUCAUCGUCGUUAUUCGACGAGGACGCACUUCUAAAGGAAUUCCAACAAAUAGAAUCGAAGGAGGAAACCAAAAAGACUUAAAUGUGAUGUAAUAUAUGUAUAAUGUUUGUUGUUGUUUUCAUUAUUAUUUACUUUUUAGCUAAUUAUGAUGUGUGUGGGAUCAAAAACUGACGUCAGAAUCUUGCAAAUAAAUGAUCCUUAGGAUCAGAAUUGUGAAAUACUAGUUUUAGACUUAGAGCGUUGUAUAGUAUGAGAAUUGAAUGGACUCAUUUUUUGGAGUGCCAGCUUUUUUGGACUUAGGAAUUUAAGGGUUGUUCUUCGGGAAUGGGGAUGGGGAAGAUUGGGAAGGGGGGAAUUGGGCCUCCGGUAACCUCACUCACACAACGGAACCGUUGUUUCACGUCGGUUUUCUGUGAGGCCGUGGUAUCAAUUCCUUAAGGCUGGUGUUCCAUUGCUAACACGAAAACUAAAACAAUUAAAAUUAUAAAAACAAAAAAUAAAUUGUAGCGUUUUCCGAUACCGUUUCGUUUACACACUGUAUAUGUCUCUUAAAACGUAUAAAUUCUAAGAAACUAUGCUUAAUCAAAUACUGUGAUUUGAAAAGUGCCAUUUUUAUGUUUUUAAAAGACACAAAAAUUAUUUUAACAUAACUACUUAAAUCUAUAAUUUUACUUGCUUAACAAUGUACAAAAGAGCAUUUCUUUAUAUCUAUAACUGUACAAAAUUAUUUUAAACACAUUCAAGAAGUUUUGGCUGUUCACAGCUAAAAGUGCUAUAAGCAUUUAAGGUCGCAUUUUAUUUGUAUUUAUUUAAAUAUUACAAAUGAUAACUUAAAUAAAACCAGUGAAUUAUCGUCAGUUUUUGAUCCCAUACACGUAGGUUUCAAUGAUUGUAGUGUUUAUGUGGAACAUAAAAUAUUUUGUCAUCGAGCAUUUAUAUAAUAAAAGUAAAACGGUAACUCUAGAUACAUAUUUUUGCUCAUACAUUGUGUAAUGCUCAAAGGAAGAUAACAACUUACAACUCUUUUUGUAAAUUGAACAUUUCUGUGUUGCAAAUUGAAAUUAAUUAAUUUUAUCGUAAGAUUGUGUUUUUUUGACCGUAAGAGGUAAUUUUGACCCAAAUUAUACCAAUAGGAAUCCACAACAAAGCGUAUAUAUUAGUUUUUCAUUGGUCUAAAAGUUUGGGUCAAAGUUACCCCCUAGGGUCAGAGAAACCCAUUCUUACAGUACUUAUAAUAUGAAAUUAUUUACUUACGUACCUAAGUACAUGAUUAUUUUCGUUAUUUAGUGUUUAUGUAAAGAAUAUAAAUAACUAAUAUAAUGUAAAAACUAUUCUGAAAUACGUUUACCAAAAUAAAAUAGCUAUAUAAUCUCUAUUUUUCACAAAUUUUAACACUAAAAACUAAAUCUAUUCUAAAAACUCAAAGAAAGUAAUAGCACAAUGCCUGUACGUUUACCUGGUAUAAAGCACGCUUAUUACAUUAAAAUAGGAUUCAAUAUACACACUGCAAUUAUUCCUCUGCCCUCCUUUUAGAAAUAAAAGCGUGAUGUUCUUAUUACCUAUGUUAUAUUUACCAAUGUACCCCGGAUAAGCCAGGUAGAUAUCCAGUAAAAUGGCUAAUGUUAUUUUAUGUGUUAAAUAGUAAUAAAACAUAGUUUAAGGCUCACCUGGGGUACAUUUGCACCUCCUUAUAAAAAAAGCUUGAUACUAAAGGACCUAUUUUGCUAUUAUUGAUUAAGUUUCAGUAAACAUCAACGGCCCGUAAUAGUCCACCCCCUUUUUUGAUUGAGGGGAUGAAAUCAUCCAAUGGAGAGGUAAGAGGGAGUGUCAGACUAAUACUGACUAAAAACCACAUACAUUACCGAGUUUUAGCAAAAUUAACGAACAGUAGUUGUUAUUUAUAACAUAAGUAUAUGUAGUCCAUCAAAUAAUCGGGUCUUACACACCCAUGGGAAGAAUGGGGAUGGUCACAAAUCUACUUACUGGAACUUUAAUCAAAAGUAGUGAAGUAGGGGCCUAAAUAUUUUACUAUGUGACUGAAAACCUAAUACUAUGUAUAAAUUAUAUGUUAGUGCCUUCCACGUAUCUAUGUAAAAACUAAAAAGCAUGACUUUUCAAGCUUUCGGUGUUAAAUAAAUAGUAAAAUAAUAUAUACAUACUUAUAUAAAAAACAGAAUUAUAUUAUGUGAUAGAUGAUGUCAUCAAAUGUGUAAUCUACUUAAUUAAAAAAUAUAUAUAUAUAAUUCAUUAUAUCACUUCCUAUUACAUAGGAUUCAUAACAUAAUUGGUGAAAAGUGGGUGUCAUAAGUAUACAUAUGUAAGCUCUGCCUAUCCCUUUGUGGGUUAGGCUUUUCCACCAGAGAUGUGCUAUGUAACUAUGCUACGAAGAUGAUAGCUAAGCUGUGAAAGCUAUGUGACCGUUUCCAUUGAUACUUAGCUAUGUAACUGUGUGAGGAAAAUGUGCAGCUCGAGUAUGCAAUGUAUCGAUAGUAGGGAAGCCAUCCAUAGCAUGCAUCUUUCCAUAUAAAAAACAUAACUUAGCCGAGUCUGUUUCCACCAGUGCUAAGUUAUGUGUACCAAUGAAUAUGAUUGGUGGAAGCCAAACGCAUCCACAGCAACGUAGCAUAGCACAUAUCUGAAAAAGCUCCUUUUGUCUUUCGGUAUAUGAGACACAAUAGAAAACACAUUGUGUCUCGCGUAGAUCUGCGUUCCACUAUUAUUAGAACUUAUGACGGGAUAUUUAUUAUGUUUAUUCACUCAGUUAAUCCGUGUUCAUGGCGCUUGCAACAGUGCCGAAAUAUCGGAAACUCACCAAAGUGAAUAAACAUGGUAAAUAUCCCGUCAUAAGUUCUAAUAAUAGUGUUAGUGACCAUGUCAGUUUAAAAACUUAGAUCUGCGUUCCGGCAAAAAAUUAAAGGGUUAAAAGGCCUGACGCUAUUGUUAUAUCAUUCAUUCAUUCACUCUUUGAUGAUGUAAUUAUCGUUCAAUGAAUGACUUUGCACUAUAUUUUGUUAAUAAUAUUUUGCAGGAGUUGAUUUGUACAACCUUCUGUCUAAUACUCGCAAUAGCGACUACUAGCCAUGAGGUCACAGGUUCAUUUCUUGGUAAAAGUAACUUUCGCAUUUAUAUCAAUCAGUUGAAAUUAUCAUAAAUGGCGAAAUGUUGACACUAUCAUAAUAUAGUGUAAAGAAAAAGAAUAAUGCUGAGUUGUAAAUAUUUAAAUUAGUUUUUUAUAUGAAAAUAUAUGUGCGUUUAUUUUGUUUCAAAAUAAAAUUAUAUCGAAUGGUAUUAUGUAUGAUUAUAAAAUGCAUGAUAUUUAUGAAGAUAAUGUGAUAUAAUAUUUUUUACUUUGGAAUUAGAGAAAUAAAUAUUGAUGUUGUCUAUA